AUGGCUAAAAUUACAGACCUUCCAACGGAAACGCUCUUGGAGGUUGCCUCCCAUCUUGAGGCAGGAAUACAUCUGGCACAUCUUGCCCUUACUUGUCAUAGAUUUGUCGACAUACUCAUGCCUCAAGUGUUGGAUACCAUGGCCAUUCACCUGGAAGAGGCGACGUUCCAGAAGAGCAUCAAGAUAUCUCCGCCAAUUGACCACCAAAUUAGCAGGGAGCCAAGACGUGAUAUUUUCAUUAGGUCAUACGGAAAAAUUGAAGUUUAUGUCCAUAAGACGACUUUGGAGCAAAUGCGCAGCGUACGUUGUUUGAUUUGUCGAGCCAAGGAGAUUCGAGAUGUGGAAUUGUUUGUCGCCGAAAGCUCGAGGGGAACUAACCUCCGGAACCUCAUCGAGGGCAUGGGUACAUGCAUUGGAAGGCGUCAUCUACGGCUCAGGGUGACCACUGUUCCCAGAAAAAGUGGUAUUACAGUGCGAAUUUUUCAGCCAAAUGUUGUACCUAGCCAAAUCACGGCGUCCACAGAGCCGACAACGACCAUCCACAUCACAUCUUCGGUGACAUUCACGACACUCGCUCGAGUGACCAACCCUCUACAAAUCAUGCAACCCGCCAAUAUUGACAACCAGUCUACACAGCCUUCUCAGUCUGAUUCUGUACAGGCACCAUCUAAUGUCAUAGAGGCAUCUAGUGCUGUAAUCGGAACGCGAAGAAAUAGCAGACUUUGGUCAUUUCCACUGCCGUCAUUUUUUCGCAGAAGGACUACACGUUCACCAAGCUCUCAGAACUCAUCCACUACGUCCCAGACAGCUGCGUCGCCUUCAAAUGUAUUAUUCACAUCAGCUUCGGACUUGCCACCUUCGGCAGCGGCUGGAAUUUCCUCUGGGAUCAUGCCGUCACCAACCACACACCCAACAUCUUCCGCCAGAGAGAUACCAAUUGAAAUUAGGAAUAACACGUCGGGUGUAGCGAUGAAAGGGCAUGCCUCUAAUGUUUUCUACGCUGGGGUGCAAAGAGACCCCAUAUUCUACCACAACUCAUUCCCAAAGCCCCUUGUAUCGUCUUUAUUUAUUGACGGCGACACGCCCUUUCACCAUGCGGUUUACUCCGCUGUAACGCAAAAUGCACUGCGUUCUGGAAUAACCAAUCUCUCCAUACAUCGAAUGUCUUUCCCACCUAGUAGAUGGACUCACAUCUUGCCCACUAUCGCACUUCCAGCUUUGAAAACUCUGACAAUUGGCAACCUUGCCAUAGCCUUCGAAGACCUUACGACUUUUCUGCAACGUCAUAACACAAUUGAAACAUUAAUUCUGAUAGAUAAUCAACCCAUUGACACGGCAGCCAACUUACCUUCAAUUAAUGGGUCAUUUCUCACAAAUCUAACGUCACUUACUGCAAACCCUGAUUAUAUUGUGUCGUUCCUCCGAGGUAAAAAGCCAGGUGGCCUCUCUUCACUCGGGCGCUUAUGCAUACUUAGCCACGGCAAUGAGCACCACUAUCUUUCGAUGCGGUCGAUCUAUCAUUUGUUGUCCACAGACAACUUCAGCGAGUUAGUGUUAGUUCUUGAUGACCUGGGUACAAGCUGCUUGCUCGAAUGGCUUCUCAGUCCAGAGUCAGGUGCUAAGCAGGAAGAUGGGGCAUCGGAUUGCUUACGCGGCGUUAAAACCUUAAUUCUCAACAUGGACGACGUGAAAUGGGUAUCCAGAGAGCUGGUCAUAACGUUAAACAAUUGGGUGAACGGUUCUUCUAGCGCUGACGGAGUCCUCGCCGUCGGAAACCCACCCAUCAAAGGCGUCAAAUCAUGGGAUGUCCGGGAAAAUACAGAAACACUCAUAUGGACCAAGUGCAGACGACUGGAGGCCUUGAAGUUAGGAAGGAAGUUGCGCACAAGACCAAGAGAACGACGAGAAGCAUAA
This is a messenger RNA of Psilocybe cubensis, 1914 nucleotides long. RefSeq lists its product as uncharacterized. The record is from RefSeq and is a predicted model, not a curated record. Bases 1 to 1914 code for a protein of 637 amino acids. Lineage: Eukaryota; Fungi; Basidiomycota; Agaricomycetes; Agaricales; Agrocybaceae. The transcript is spliced from 2 exons.